UAGAUUUCACUGAGACUCUUGUUGAAGAAGCAGGAAGCGAGAGAAAAACAGCCGCCUUCCUGCUGGUGAAGCCUGCUGACGGCCAAGUGUCAGAUCCGUGCAUGCAUGUCCACAUGGCCUGUAAGCACGUACACCACCUCUUUCAUUCACCUCUAUUCAGCUUCCUUCUCUACACCUGUGAGUCCAAGGGGAGCAGAUUGACAGAUCAGACAGCAAACAGGUCGGCUAUAUAAGAGCAGCACACUGUAGUUUGGGAGGCUGACUGCCAGACUGACUGAAAAACUCUGAAGUUUUCUACCGUGUUGUCUACUCCGAUCAAGUACAGCUCAGUCUGUACAUUUUACCUUUGCAGGUUUUCUCAAACUACACACCUCAAUGUGUAAGGGGAUCUCCUACCUGCCCUCCUCAUGCCUGGAGAAGGCAAAGGAGAUGCGGGUGAUGUUAAGCCAUCUGGCUGAGACGCACCACAAGCACAAGAUUCUGGAUGGAAAAGCUGUCCACGACCUGGAAACUCUGCUUAACAACAUACGCGGUCUGCAGGCGUUUCGUGGGUUCCUGCUUUCAGAGUUCAGCGAAGAGAACCUCGAGUUCUGGCUGGCCUGCGAGGACUACAGGCUGUCUCCUUCAAACCUGCAGAAGACCAAGUCCAGCAACAUCUACGGCCAGUUUAUCAACCCUGACGCUCCACAGGAGGUAAACUUGGACGCUGAGACCCGGGAAGCUCUGUUGAGUGUGACGGACUCUCCGUGUGCCGACACGUUCAACAAGGCUCAACAGAGAAUCUACAAUUUGAUGGCGAAAGACUCCUUCCCGAGGUUCCUGCGCUCCCCUUACUGCAUGGAGGCCAUUAAAGCUUUUUAAAACAUAUAGUUUAUUACCACAGACCCGCUUUAGAAAUAAGUGCUGAUGAAUCUGUACUGCUUGAUAGGUUGAUUGUAUUUUACCACUUAUUUUAACAACUAGUUCGUUUUGUGAUUGUUUUCUGUAUGGUAGUGCUGUCCUUGUGCGCUGUAUGCAUAAUGCAUGCUGUUAUCGUUAUGACGCCGAGUUGUAGACAUAGUUAAAAAGUCUCACAUAAAAACCUCAAUUAUGAAGCUUACAUCAAGAUGCAACUACCUUGCACCUCUGGACUGCUGAGCUACAAGUCCACAAAGGAUUUAAAUAAAUACCUCAUAAAAGACAA
Messenger RNA from Perca fluviatilis (European perch), 1183 nucleotides. Its product is annotated as regulator of G-protein signaling 5. The transcript has 6 exons. The coding region runs from base 376 to 861 and encodes 161 amino acids. NCBI's taxonomy places the organism in Eukaryota, Metazoa, Chordata, Actinopteri, Perciformes, Percidae. The record is from RefSeq and is a predicted model, not a curated record.